Messenger RNA from Liolophura sinensis, 1040 nucleotides. Its product is annotated as tetratricopeptide repeat protein 33-like. The record is from RefSeq and is a predicted model, not a curated record. Bases 116 to 973 code for a protein of 285 amino acids. The transcript has 6 exons. NCBI's taxonomy places the organism in Eukaryota, Metazoa, Mollusca, Polyplacophora, Chitonida, Chitonidae. Gene Ontology annotation, molecular function: protein binding.
GUAACAAAACACCAAUAAACAUGGCGACCAAAUCUUUGACAGUUGAGACAAAUUCUUGAGUUUUGUACGAGUUGAUUUAGCUGUAUGUCAUCGGCUACUAUCCUCAAUAUUGAACAUGUCAACGGCUGGAUGGAAGUUUGGUUGGAAAAGAAAAAUCAGCUCAAAAGUAUCAGCAGAUGCGUCGGUGGCAUUUUCAACUGAUGCUAAGGACCAACAGGAGGACUUUAACAACGAGGAUAUUGAUUGGCUCUCUGCCACGAAAAGCAGGAAGUUAGCAUGCUUGGAGGAUGCAGAUGCUAAGAGUAACAGACUAAAAGAUGAAGGGACACUUUUAGCCGAGUCUGAGAGAUACUGGGAAGCAAUAAAAAAGUGGGACGAAGCAUUACAGUAUUCCCCAAAAAAUGCAAAAAUUCUUGAGAUGAAAGCACAGGCACUGAUGAUACUGUGUGAAGUGUUCCCGGCCGUGAAAACAGCCAGACAAGUUGUGGAGCUUAGUCCUAACUGGUGGGUGGGUCAUCAGACACUGGGCAGGACCCAGCUUAACCUAGGUGAGGUAUCAGCCAGACUUGUUGUGAAGCUUAGUCCUAACUGGUGGGUGGGUCAUCAGACACUGGGCAGGACCCAGCUUAACCUAGGCGAGGUAAGACAGGCUGUUAUUAGCUUUUCAAAGGCUGUUCAUCUCAAUCCUGUGAAUUCAGAAUUAUGGAAAGAGGAUUUACUCUGGGCUUGUUCUUUACUGACGAGAAAAAUAAACUGUCUUGACCCUGAGAAAACGCCCAUCCAGUCUCUUGUAAAAGGCGCUACUGUGACAGAGCUAGACACCACAAACUCUUUGAUUGAGAAUUCAUGUGACUCUGUUGCUGAAGAAGCUAAUGUUGUGUCAUCAUAUGUGUCUGAUCCCAGCCACUUACAACAGGAUGUACAAAGAUCAUUGAAAACAUUGCCUGCCAAUUAUGUGCUUAUGAGAGACUGACUUAAUUCUAUGUUUAUAUGUCACAUCCUUUUUUAUUACUAAUAAAAAUGUUUCAAAUUUUAUGUUA